GCCAGUCAGUUUUGUGUGAUGUUUUGAUCCAUUAUAAACUAUGACCUAUUGGGAUGACAAAAUUGCUCAUGAAAGUGCAUACACAUCAUUAUCGCAGGAUGCAGAACAAAUGAUCAAGCUUUUUCCAGUACCUUCACAUUCAAAGCAGGUGGUGUGCACUGGUGUAUGCUCAUUCCUGUCCACUUGGGGGCAGCACACUCGUACAAGGGCGAGGAUUUCCGCUCAUAAACCAGACAGCUGAAGUCAAAAACACACGGCGCGCGCGUUAUCAUGUCCAAACCACAACAAACAACUAAACUAGUGAAAAUAAGAAGCGCCAAUGACCCAUCAAAGUUUGGUGUUGGGGCGACAACUUUAAACGAGCUUAUCAAAAAGUCAGGCCAGCUGCUGAAGAUCCCUGUGUCUGGCGCUCGCGUAUGCUUGUACGAGGAUGGGACUCAGCUGACAGAAGAGUAUUUUCUCUGCCUUCCCUUCAACACUGAGCUGGUGUUGCUAACCAAAGGGCAGCACUGGGAUGGAUUUCUCAGUGACAUCAGACGACUGCUAGAUGUGGACCGCUACUCUGCUCAGCUGAUCGAUGAGGCCAAAAAGCUCCUCUCCAACGACCAGUCAGCACAGCGACGCAAAGUGCUCAGUGAUCUACUCUUCAACCUGAAGGACCGCUCAGACAUUGAGGAGCGAGCAGAGGAUGGGGACUGGUUCGAAGGUCUUAAUAGCAGAUUUAAGACCAAAUCUGCCUUCAUGAAGUACAACUGUGAAAGCCGUAUUCGUGGAUACUUGAAGGAGAUGGAUGCCUUCAUUCGUACAGUGAACCCCGCCCGGCAGCAGGCGGAGUGCCGGAAGGUUCUGGACAUGAUGGCCGCCAAGCUGAGGGAGGCGGCGUAUAAUGGCUGCUACUUCGACCGCACCGCCAAAGAUGCACACCGCCUCUGCUCCCGACAGGGCUGGUUCACAUGCCAGGGGGCGUAUGAUGUUGAGGACUGCCACCUCUUGCACUCCAUCAAUCCCUAUGGCAACCGAGAGAGCAGGAUUCUCUUCAGCACCUGGAACCUUGACCACAUGAUUGAGAAGAAGCGCACCAUCCUCCCGACGCUGGCGCAGGCUCUGCAGGAGCGUAAGAGCGGUGACAUCAACGCGGACUACUUCUACCGGCUGCUCUUCACCACAGACAACCUGCGCCUGGUGCACAUCGUCUGCCACAAGAAGGGAGCGCACCAGCUGGCCUGCGACCGCAGGAAGAUCUACAAGGCCGCCAAGAGGACACGCUGAUCCGGAGGGCAGGGAGGGUGUGUGUAUGUGCGUGUGUGUGUGUGUGUGUGUGUGUGUGUGUGUGUGUGUGUGUGUGUGUGUGUGUGUGUGUGUGUGCGCGCGCACAGAGAUAGUAAGGGCCUGCAACCGACAGGAUCUACUGUAGAAGACCAUUGUGUGUGUGUGUGUGUGUGUGUGUGUGUGUGUGUGUGUGUGUGUGUGUGUGUGUGUGUGUGUGUGUGUGUGUGUGUGUGUGUGUGAGAGAGAGAGAGAGAGAGAGAGAGAGAGAGAGAGUCUAAGUGUAGAGACUGCGAGUGAUGUG
Molecule: messenger RNA, 1570 nt
Organism: Engraulis encrasicolus (European anchovy)
Lineage: Eukaryota; Metazoa; Chordata; Actinopteri; Clupeiformes; Engraulidae
Gene: dffb
Product: DNA fragmentation factor, beta polypeptide (caspase-activated DNase)
Exons: 7
Coding region: 271-1269 (332 amino acids)
Biological process (GO): apoptotic process; apoptotic DNA fragmentation
Cellular component (GO): cytoplasm; nucleus
Molecular function (GO): DNA endonuclease activity
Source: RefSeq, a predicted model, not a curated record